Molecule: messenger RNA, 4092 nt
Organism: Magnolia sinica
Lineage: Eukaryota; Viridiplantae; Streptophyta; Magnoliopsida; Magnoliales; Magnoliaceae
Product: kinesin-like protein KIN-14Q
Exons: 18
Coding region: 78-3881 (1267 amino acids)
Biological process (GO): microtubule-based movement
Molecular function (GO): microtubule binding; ATP binding; microtubule motor activity
Source: RefSeq, a predicted model, not a curated record
CAUGAGAGGCAACUUUCCUUUCUGAAACCCCUUUCUAAGAUUUCAAUCAAAAGCCCUCUCUUUUAUUAACACCUCUCAUGGAUUUGAAUUCUUUUUUUAAUCAAAUGGGAGAAGAUCUUUGGCAAGAUCCACUUCUCUUCACAGACGUUUCUUGGCAAGAACAGAACUUUCUUGGAAGGACGACGGAAAAAAUUCAUUGCGUGUAUCGGCAAGAACAGAGCUCCACAACGACUGAAAUGGAAAAAACCGACAAAUUGCUCCAUACCAUUGGCGACAUUUCUCAGCAAGAUCGCAGCUUAGAAAUAGCUGAAAUUGCAAAUACCGGCAUCCCUCUUCAUGAAAACAUCAACAAACAAAUAUUAGAAACAGAAAAAAUGGAAAAGGCUGGCGACCCCCUUCACGAAAAUACAAUUUACACCCAAUCAGAGCUUGGGUUUUCUCUUACAUCGCCAGAUUUGGUUAUUUGUGCUGGUUCACCUGAUAUAUCCGGCAACAAUUUUGAAGAAACACCUGAUUUGAUUAGAAAAGCCUGCCGAAGGAAUCUGAUCACAUCCGUUGAGCUCUCACUAGAAAAUGGAAUCAAUGGAUUGAGAAACAAACAGACAUCAGCUGCAACAAUAGAAGCAUUGUUUCCUGAAUUGCAAACAUCGAAUGAAAACGAGUCUUUGGAAGCUUCUCUAGAGCUUCCAGUAUUAUCAAUAGUUCCGAUUGAGAAAGAAAGAGAUGGAUUUCAAGAAAUUUCCAUGCCUGUUCUUAGUAUAAAUGUUGGAGGAAUGGGUAAAACUCUAGUUUCAGGAGGUAUUGAUUUCCAAUCAGAUGAUUUUUUCAUGGGCGGAGAUGUUAUAAGAACAGAAGCAAAGAUCGGAGGAGGAGAAGGUCUUGCUUUGUACCAAACGGCUCGAUUUGGGAACUUUUCCUAUAAGUUUCAGAGCUUGUCAGCUGGAAAGUACAUCGUUGACCUGCAUCUUGCAGAGAUCAUAUUCACGGAGGGUCCUCCAGGAAUGAGAGUUUUUGAUGUAUUUAUACAGGAGGAGAAGGUUGUUUCUGGUAUAGACAUUUAUGCUCAGGUUGGUUCUAAUCAACCUCUUGUUUUAUCUGACCUGAAAGCUUUGGUUGACAACAGCAAGGAUUUAUCUAUUAGAUUUGAAGGGGUACUCGGAACUCCCCUCGUCUGUGGUAUUUCGAUAAGGAAAGAUCCUUCCACAGGCGAGCAAUGUCAGACGCAGAUUGCAGAAAACAACAUUGUGUCAAUAAUUCAAGGGCAGGAUCAUAGAAUUUCUCAAAUAGGAGAUGGAGUACCAAUGAAAGAGGAAUGUGGCCAUUGUAAUGGCAAUGCAGAAAGAGAAGCUCAGAAGCUGAAAAGAGCUUAUGAUUCAUUGCAUAAGGAGCAAACAGAAACCAAAAGGGCUCUGGAAGAAUUCAAAAGGGAGAAUGAGCUCAAGAGCAAAGAAUGCCAUGAAGCUUGGAUGUCUCUGCAGGAGCUUCAAAAUGAGCUCAUGCGCAAGUCAAUGCAUGUUGGCUCCCUAGCUUAUGCUGUAGAAGGACAGGUGAAGGAGAAGAGCCGGUGGUUUUCGUCCCUCAGAGAAUUGAGUGAGAAAUUCAAGAUUCUGAAGAUACAGCACCUCAAGCUAUCAGAUGAAGCAUUGGAAUGUAAGAAGUGCCUCAGUGAUAUGACCCAUAUGACUGCUGCCAUUCAAUCCAUUGUGAAUCAACGUGUGGAUUUGGAAAGGGAACACGAGGAUCUCAAACUCAAAUUCGUUGAAGGGGCAAAGGAACGGAAAGAACUGUAUAAUAAGGUUUUGGAGCUGAAAGGAAACAUAAGAGUCUUUUGCAGAUGUCGACCUUUGAAUGCAGAAGAAAUAGCGUUAGGUGCUUCAAUGUCAAUUGAUUUUGAAUCUGCAAAAGAUGGCGAACUUACUGUAAAAGCCAAUGGAGCACCUAAGAAGGUCUUCAAGUUCGACUCUGUAUUCAGCCCACAAGUAGAUCAAGCUGAUGUUUUUGAAGACACUGCACCCUUUGCGACAUCGGUUUUGGAUGGAUUCAAUGUCUGCAUAUUUGCUUAUGGCCAGACGGGAACUGGGAAGACAUUCACGAUGGAGGGCACUGAAGUAGCUCGUGGGGUCAACUACAGGACUCUUGAGGAGCUGUUCCGGAUCAUUAGAGAACGACAGGGUCUCUUCCGAUAUGAAAUCUCCGUAAGCGUGUUAGAAGUCUAUAACGAGCAAAUACGUGAUUUACUCGCAUCUGCUUCUCAGCCUGGAGUGGCUGCAAGGAGGCUUGAAAUAAGGCAAGUUGCAGAAGGAGUUCAUCACGUUCCAGGACUAGUAGAAGCCCAUGUAAACAAUACCAAUGAGGUAUGGGAUGUUCUACAAACAGGCAGCAAUGCAAGAGCAGUGGGCUCAACCAAUGCAAAUGAGCACAGCAGUCGAUCGCACUGCAUUCAUUGUGUGAUGGUGAGGGGGGAGAACCUGAUGAAUGGAGAAUGCAUGAGAAGUAAAUUAUGGCUGGUUGAUCUAGCUGGAAGUGAGAGAAUAGCGAAGACGGAAGUUCAAGGGGAGCGACUGAAGGAAACACAGAACAUUAACAGAUCUCUUUCUGCACUUGGCGAUGUGAUAUCUGCUCUUGCGACUAAAAGUCCACAUAUCCCCUUCAGGAAUUCCAAGCUUACUCACUUGCUGCAAGACUCUCUAGGAGGAGAUUCAAAGACGCUGAUGUUUGUGCAGAUCAGCCCCAAUGAGAAUGAUGUGAGUGAGACUCUGUGCUCUCUCAACUUUGCAAGCAGAGUGAGGGGAGUGGAGUUGGGCCCUGCCAAGAAGAACUUCGAUAUCAGUGAGCUUUCCAGACAAAAGCAGCUGGUUGAGAAGGCAAAGCAAGAUAUUAAGAGCAAGGACAUGCAUAUUAAGAGGAUGGAAGAGAGCAUUUACGGUCUAGAAUUGAAGAUGAAGGCAAGAGAUAUGAGCAAUAAAAACCUACAAGACAAGGUGAAGGAGUUGGAAUCACAGCUCCUGAUAGAGAGAAAACUAGCAAGGCAGCAUGUUGACACAAAAAUAGCAGAACAGCAGCAGCAGCAGCAGCAGCAGCAGCAAGAAGAACAGCACGUAUCAUCAAUGAAGCCCCCGCUUGUGGCCCGGCAGCUUGGAAACCAUAAACAUGCCACAGAACCAGCAACAGCUUUAGCAAAGGACUUGGUAAAUGUCAUUCGACCACUUACAGAGAACAACAGCAACAAAUUACAUCUGUCGCCCCCACCAGACAACAAUAGCGUUCUCAGGUGCAACAAAUCACAUAUGUCGCCCCCACCAGACAACAACAGCGUUCUCAAGUGCAACAAAACACAGAAAGAAAACAAGCCCGAGAUGCCCGAACAACCGUCAGUCCCAGCACGGACCGGCAGAGCAUCCAUCUGCACGACUGCACGGCGGGUCCCGAUAAUUCCAGCCCCUCGACGUAACUCACUCAUUCCAUUCCCCGCAGCAGUGGCACUACAGCCAUUACCGGACCCCACCACUAUUUCACCGCCAUUGCCACCUCUGCCGCUCCUGGCAGAUCCCAUCAAAGAAGAAACUGAAAAUAACUGUCCAGAGCCAACACCUUGGAGCUGCUCCAAGGGGCCAAGAAGUAGUAAGAAAAUAAGCAACAUUUUGAGGCGGAGCGUUCAGAAAAAAGUGUACAUAUCCCCACUGCAUCAUCACAUCAGAAGGGGUGGCGGGCCACAUGGCGGGACAGAAAAGGUGAGGAUCUCAAUUGGGAGCCGAGGAAGGCUGGCGCAGAGAGUGCUGGUCAGCAAUGCUAACAAGGUAAAGGAAGGGCAACAGAAGCUGCAACCGAAAGAUAAAGAGAGAGGGUGGAAUAAUGCAACAACUGUGAAAGGUGUUUUUUGAAGUGUUUGAAACUCUUCUGUGUGUUUGUGUACAAAAUUACUGACUUGAAAAGUUUCAUUGCCUUGAUCAAGAGAGCAUUGUGGAUUGAUCUGGGUCUUUUUUCAGGACUAGAAGAUCUGGGCCAUUAAUGGUUUGUUAUUGAUUCAUGGAUGUAAAUGUAGCGUUAUUUGCUCAAUUAUACAUCCAUUAAUUAAACACGUGUUUAUAUGGA